Coniophora puteana RWD-64-598 SS2 is the source of this 198-nucleotide messenger RNA. RefSeq lists its product as uncharacterized. The annotation marks the transcript as partial. The record is from RefSeq and is a predicted model, not a curated record. NCBI's taxonomy places the organism in Eukaryota, Fungi, Basidiomycota, Agaricomycetes, Boletales, Coniophoraceae. The transcript has a single exon.
CUUCUUCAUGUUCCUGAUAAUCUACGCCGAACUGGACCUCUAUGGUGCUAUUGGAACUUUCCAACGGAGCGCUUCUGUGGUGUUAUAGUCCAAUCCAUUCAGAGUCGCAAGUACCCUUUCACCAGCAUGGCUCACCGUCUUCGUGAUGUAGCGCAACUCAGCCAGAUCAAGUUGAUGUAUGGCUUAGCUGAUGAGCUG